UUUCUCUCUUCUCUUCAUCAUUAUACACACAUUACGAUGUCUGCUCGUCCUCAAGUCUCCGUCGUCUCCGCCAAGGGUGAACAAACCGCCACUCAGUUGCCAUUGCCAGCUGUCUUCUCUGCUCCAGUCAGACCAGACAUUGUCCACUCUGUCUUCGUCAGAGUGAACAAGAACAAGAGACAAGCUUACGCUGUCUCUGAAAAGGCUGGUCACCAAACCUCUGCUGAAUCCUGGGGUACUGGUAGAGCUGUUGCCAGAAUUCCAAGAGUUGGUGGUGGUGGUACCCACCGUUCCGGUCAAGCUGCCUUCGGUAACAUGUGUAGAGGUGGUCGUAUGUUCGCUCCUACCAAGACCUGGAGAAAAUGGCACGUCAAGGUGAACCACAACGAAAAGCGUUACGCCACUGCUUCUGCCAUUGCUGCUUCUGCUGUCACUUCUUUGGUUUUGGCCAGAGGUCACAGAGUUGAACAAGUUAAGGAAUUGCCAUUGGUUGUUUCCAACGACUUCGAAUCUGUCACCAAGACCAAGGACGCUGUCGCUGUCUUGAAGGCUGUUGGUGCCCACAAGGAUGUCAUCAAGGUCAUCAAGUCCAAGAAGUUGAGAGCCGGUAAGGGUAAGUUGAGAGGUAGAAGAUUCACCCAAAGAAGAGGUCCAUUGGUUGUCUACUCUCAAGACAACGGUAUCGUCAAGGCCUUGAGAAACGUCCCAGGUGUCGAAACCUCUGACGUCAAGCACCUCGGCUUGUUGCAAUUGGCUCCAGGUGCUCACCUCGGUAGAUUCAUCAUCUGGACUCAAGGUGCUUUCGAAUCCUUGGACUCUGUCUACGGUUCUGACUCCACCAAGUCCGUCAAGUCCGGUUACUCCUUGCCAGCCAACAUCAUCUCCAACACCGACGUCACCAGAUUGAUCAACUCUGCUGAAGUCCAAGCUGUUGUCAGACCAGCUGGCCAAGCCACCCAAAAGAGAACUCACGUCUUGAAGAAGAACCCAUUGAAGAACAAGCAAGUUUUGUUGAGAUUGAACCCUUACGCCAAGGCUUACUCUGCUGAAAAGUUGGGUUCCUCUAAGGUUGAAGCCUCCAAGGCCAAGCCAUCCAAGGGUCAAUUCGCCGCUGUCUUGAGAGAUUAAGUGCUUUCGUGAAGAACACUAGCAGAUUUAGGAGAUUGUAAGAUUAUCAUCGUACCAAUUGACUUGAUUGCUAAUUUACUUUAUUGAUUGCAUAUACCUUAAGAUACCUGAACCGUUUAUUAUAGUUUUGUAGUACAGAGGCCAUUGAACGUAUGGAAAAUAUAUGAUAAGCUUUAU
Molecule: messenger RNA, 1305 nt
Organism: Scheffersomyces stipitis CBS 6054
Lineage: Eukaryota; Fungi; Ascomycota; Pichiomycetes; Serinales; Debaryomycetaceae
Gene: RPL4B
Product: 60S ribosomal protein uL4
Exons: 1
Coding region: 37-1128 (363 amino acids)
Biological process (GO): translation
Cellular component (GO): cytosolic large ribosomal subunit; ribosome
Molecular function (GO): RNA binding; structural constituent of ribosome
Source: RefSeq, a predicted model, not a curated record